AUGACUUGCAGUUGUGCUUGGAGUAUUUCUUAUCUCCCAACAAUGACGGACACCGACGCUGCCGCUGUGCGUAUGCAUGUAAAUGGAUGUCUGAUACGCUACGGUCAUAUUAUACCACUCGUCACCAUGUUUGUCUGCAUUGUGUUGGCGGGAACAAUAACGAUUGUGCGGGAAGUGCGGUUCGAACGCUCAGUUACGAAUAGUACUCACAACAAUACUAACAAUCGUACUAUAACACGACCAAAAGAAACAGAAACAAACACUAGGACGGCAACAGUAUCAACAACAACAACAGGAACAAACACUGGUACAGCAACAGUAUCAGAAACAAGAUCAGAAACAAACACUAGGACGGCAACGGCAUCAGCAACAGCAUCAGCGACAUCAUCAACAAGAUCAGGAACAAACACUAGGACGGCAACAGUAUCAGCAUCAACAUUAGGAAUAAACACUGGUACAGCAACAGCAUCAGCAACAAACACCAGGUCAAUAGGAACAGGAACAGGAAGAAACACCAAAUCAGAAACGGUAACGGCAACAGUUACACCUACAACAACAGAAACGAAUAUUAUAACCCGUGGAGAUGAAAACCAAGACAUGCCAACGCGUACUGUAACGCAGACAAUAAAUGAUCCAAAAAUGUCCAGGUGA
This is a messenger RNA of Trypanosoma theileri, 651 nucleotides long. RefSeq lists its product as uncharacterized. Bases 1 to 651 code for a protein of 216 amino acids. The transcript has a single exon. The record is from RefSeq and is a predicted model, not a curated record. NCBI's taxonomy places the organism in Eukaryota, Euglenozoa, Kinetoplastea, Trypanosomatida, Trypanosomatidae.